AUGGAUGGACUCAACUAUCAUAAGCUCUAUAUAUCACAGUUGUUGAAGGCAACUGCACCAAAGGACCCUUUAGACGAGGCCUCACCAUUCUUGUAUGAAUCAUUAAAGUUCAAAGGCGUUUGGAUACAAGGUCAUGUACAGCUGAUUGAUGAUGAAGACAAUGUUGAUGACAAUGACAAUGAUGACAUUGACAAGGAAGUAGGUGAUGAUGGUCCAGAAGGACUCGUAAGGUUCUUGAUCAAUGAUGGCACUGGUGACAUUAUGGUCGUGAAGAACCCUUCAAUCCUAUCGAUCGACUUAACAAAUGGUCAAUACAUACUAGUUGCUGGUCUAUUGGUAUCAUUCGUGGAUGGUGAUGGUCAGGAGGACAGGUUCAUAAUAGUUCAAAAGAUGGCGGAUCAGAAUAAGAAUGCAAAGCAAAGAGAGAGGAUAUGGCACUUGGAGAUAGCUCAUAUUCAAUCGCGAGUAUAUCAUAUCACUGUGCCUACAGAGUCGCCAGAUAUCAAGCAAGAGAUUACAACGAAGCAGGAGGUGGAGAUGGACACUGACAAAGUCAACUACAAUGAUUAUGACUUUACGAUUGAUGAUAAUAAGGACAACUACAACAACAAGAUUGUUAUCGAUGACAAUGAUGAUGACACUUCAUUGAUCAAGUCGUCAGAUUUGAAGGAUAUAGAAUUCGAUGGCAUGGAGUUUGAAUCACAGUCAACGAUCAGAAAGACAACAACCUCAACAUCAACGGCAUCAAUGAUAACAACAACAAUGACAACAAAGAUUAAGGAUGAAAUGGUAUCAAGUGUGGCAAGUGCCACUGGCAAGAACAGUCGUGAUUCCAGUCAACAAGAGAUAGUGGACAUUGACGAUGAAUGGUAA
Acytostelium subglobosum LB1 is the source of this 873-nucleotide messenger RNA. RefSeq lists its product as hypothetical. Gene Ontology annotation, biological process: maintenance of rDNA; regulation of sister chromatid segregation; DNA repair. The record is from RefSeq and is a predicted model, not a curated record. Gene Ontology annotation, cellular component: cytosol; nuclear speck. The coding region runs from base 1 to 873 and encodes 290 amino acids. The transcript is spliced from 2 exons. Lineage: Eukaryota; Evosea; Eumycetozoa; Acytosteliales; Acytosteliaceae.